AUGAAAAAGAUGCCAAGUUCCUGUGCUCAUUCCUUCCGGCACAGCAAGGCUGAGGAAAGCAAAGCAGUUCUUGGGCAAGAGCCCUUCUCACUUUUCUCCAGACUCCUCUCUUGCCCCUUCUCUGCUCAGCUGAUGGAGAAGCUCAUGCACUUCCUCUUCUUGGUCUUCUGCUCAGCAUCCUGUGCUGCAGAGAACAUCACUGUGGUGUACGGAAUGGAGGGGGGCACCAUUUCUGUCAACUGCACCUACAACCCCUGGCAGCAGCGCUGGAGAGAGAAGAGCUGGUGCAAGCAGAUCGACCAGACCAAGUGCCAGCAUGUGGUGAGUGCCCGACGCUUCUGGCUGCCCUUCUUGAGGAACAGGAAUGGUACCACCUCUAUCAGUGACAAUGUCCAUGAAGGGGUCCUGACAGUGACCAUGAAGCAACUCAAGAAGCAGGAUGCUGGGCUGUACCAGUGCAAAUCUGACUUCCUGGGGGAAUCAAACAGCUUAAGGAAGGUGCAAGUGGAAGUGCUGACAGCUGUCCUGGAGACCCAAAUGCCAGAGGAGCCUAGUGCUGUGCAGAGCAUCUCCAGCAUCCCUCCUGAAGCUCAUUUCACUGUCUUCUACAUCAUUGCUGGAUUCCUGGUUACAAAGUUCAUGGUGGCUGUGCUGAUCUUCAUCAUUGGCUACAGCAGAAAGAGCAGAGACACAGAGCAGAAGAACCCAAGCUUGAAUGAGCAGCAGGUCCACUCUUUCACUGGUGACCUUGCACAUGAUGGAACCAGCUCCUCCUGGGAGAGCACUGCUUAGAACCAAACCAAAGGGAAUCCACAGAGGAAUGAACAGUGAGCAUUUUCAGGCAAAGUUUUGCCUCCUGCCUAAGAAAAAGAUCACCUUCUAAGCAUAGGUAGCAAUGAACCUAUCACUCUAGAGAGGGAAUGUCACCAUCCACCACCUCUUCUCAUUGGCACUGACCAACUUUUCCCAACACAACUGAACUGAAAAGAUGCUGCCAGUAACACUGAACCUAAUGGAAGAGGAUGGGAUCAAGAGCCAGGGGAAAAGGAGGAAUAUGAAAUCUUUCUGUCAAAAGAUCCAGCACAGACUUAUCUAUGUGCAGAGAUGUUUCCCCAGGCCUGGUAAAGGUGAGAGAGCUCUGCUCGGUUUUCCACAGCUCAUUGCUAGGUCUUUGCUGGUCUGCGCAGCUCCUGACAAAUAAUUUGUUAUAAGUGAAACUACAGAAACACCCACGACCAUAAGUAGAAGUUCAGGUAACACACCUCAAUGACCAUGUGUUGAGCAAUUCACAAACACAUCCACUUAAUGUAAAAGUGGAAAGACAUGGGUCUGUCUCACAUCUCCAAUCUCC
Apus apus (common swift) is the source of this 1351-nucleotide messenger RNA. RefSeq names its product triggering receptor expressed on myeloid cells 2-like. NCBI's taxonomy places the organism in Eukaryota, Metazoa, Chordata, Aves, Apodiformes, Apodidae. Gene Ontology annotation, molecular function: signaling receptor activity. The record is from RefSeq and is a predicted model, not a curated record. Gene Ontology annotation, cellular component: cell surface.